AUGGGCUGCAUCUCGGAUUGGUCGUAUCACGUGAUGGGUGUACGGGUCCUUGUUCAAGAGCUCCAGGACUUGAAACAGUUUACUAAAUUUGUUGAUUCUAAUGAAAAAGUUUCAGUGAUAGACUUCUACGCUACCUGGUGUGGUCCAUGUAAGGCAUUGGAACCAAUCUUCAAUGCGUUGGCCCAAAGAGUACCCGAAGUUCAAUUUGGUAGAGUUGAUGUUGAUGAAGCGCAAGACAUUGCACAAGAAUACGGUAUUUCUGCCAUGCCAACAUGUCUUUUCUUCAAAGGAGGUGAAAAAAUCGAUAAGAUCAUUGGGGCAAAUCCUCCUAAAUUAGUGCAAUUGAUUCAAACUCACGGUAACGUUGACAUUGCUAACCGUUAAGUUGGCUUAAAUAGAUUUGCAUCUACUAUUUAUAUCUACCAUCUAUCGAUGACGCAUGUAAGGACUAAAAGCGUGUUCUAUAGUCAUACUUAAUUAACCAGAGUAUGCCCUAGUUAUAUAUCUUUGUAGUAAUAAGAUAAUUGCAGCUAGCUGAUUGCUAAAAAGACAAGUGC
This is a messenger RNA of Hyphopichia burtonii NRRL Y-1933, 557 nucleotides long. RefSeq names its product thioredoxin family protein. NCBI's taxonomy places the organism in Eukaryota, Fungi, Ascomycota, Pichiomycetes, Serinales, Debaryomycetaceae. Gene Ontology annotation, molecular function: protein-disulfide reductase activity. The record is from RefSeq and is a predicted model, not a curated record. The transcript is spliced from 2 exons. The coding region runs from base 1 to 384 and encodes 127 amino acids.